This is a messenger RNA of Haliotis rubra (blacklip abalone), 4333 nucleotides long. Its product is annotated as fibrous sheath-interacting protein 1-like. The record is from RefSeq and is a predicted model, not a curated record. NCBI's taxonomy places the organism in Eukaryota, Metazoa, Mollusca, Gastropoda, Lepetellida, Haliotidae.
UGUAUCAUUGCACUCCACGUUUUAACAUAACCCGAGAAUUCAAAAAUGGCCGUCUUCCAAAGUUUACCAUCAUAGUUUAUGUUAUGGAUGCCCACUCAAAUUGAUGACAAGCAAAUUCUAGUUAUGAAAUACAUCCCCGAAGAGGUACAUCAUCAGUACACCGUCAUCGUAGAGAAGGAGAACAGGAAUCCAAUUCACACAACUUGCAUAUUUCGACGCGUCAAUGUGCCAUUGCUAUGGAAAUUAGGACAAAUGGUAUGGAUGGUAAAAAUGAUGCAGUAGAAUCUCAAGUAUCUGAGAUCAUGAAUGGUGACACGGCACCAAGUCAGUCCCCAGACUAUGACAGCCUCGCUGAACGACUUGCCUCACUAGGUGUGUCCACAGAUGGUGCCAUGUCUGAAGAUGGAGAUUUUGAUUUGGAGCUUCAAGACCUCUCCGAUGACAGUGAAUCGGAAUAUACAUUUGAUGAAGAAGAUGAAGUGAAUGAGAGAGGCAGGGACUCCAGUGAAAGGCCUCCUGAAAAUGGUACCACUGCAUCUGGGAACAAUAUCAAAAAUGAUGCUCAUGGUACCAUGCAACUUGUCCCUUUAGCCGACGAUGAUGGGGAAGAGAUUGACAGUGAGGAAGAGAGAGACCUCCUGAAGGAGAUAAGAGAAGAAAUCCAGAAUAAAGUGAAAGAAGAAAUGAAGGAUGAGCUCCAGGUGUACAAGGCCAAGCUGAAGGCCAUCGAAGGUGGCCAGUUGCCUGGAGACAAGGAGAGACAGGAGCAGGAGGAGCAGGAGGAUGAGAACCUUGACCCCAAGAUAAAGGAAGCACUUGUGAAGAUGAGGAAGCUGGAUCGGAUUCUGAACAAGAAACUGAAGCGUGAGAGGGAGGUGAAGAGAGACAGAAUCCUCUUGGAGAGAAGGAUCCGUGAUGAAAUCCAAAACCUAAAACCAGAAGGUCGUGAACACAAAGAAGUGAAGGUGAACACAGAGAAAUUUGUGGCUCUAGCCCUGCCCCCCAGUCACAAUGAAGGUGUGCCAGUAGAGACAGAACCCGCUACCCCAGUGUUUCAAACUCAGCUGAAUGAAAACGAGUUUCAGGAGAUGAAAGACAAGGCAAGCAGGAAGACGAGAUCUGAUGGAGAAAUGGCUGGCUUGGAGACACAGUCGGUAGCUGGAGAUUCCUCCAGUCGAACUGGUGAGGAUGGAAAGAAAAGCAAGAAAAAGAAGAAGAGGAAGGAUUUCAUAAAAAGGAAUAAAGAAUUGGCAGCGAAUGCUGAUGAGAUGAUUGCCAUGACAGAGGAGGAGAGGGAGAGAGUAGGGGCACUGCUGACUGACCUGGACUCAAUGUCAGACCUGCCGGAGGAGAUGGACAGCGUGAUAGAGGAUCCAAGUGGAGACAACCCAUUCCAGAUGCUUCCACUUAGACCCGGGGAGGGCUACUGUGGGGACGAGGUGGAGGUGAAAUCGAUGGCCCAGAUUGAUGGACAACUGAGGGGGCUUCUACCUGAAGAGGAGUACAACUCGUUAGUGUGUGGCACACCUUUCAGCAGUGCCAGAGAACCACAGCACAAAUUGUUCACUCGUGUGGACAUUAGAUCUGUUGGUGAAAUAGAGCGCUAUGGUGAACGAGCUCUCAUUGAAACCAAAGAACAGAGAGAAAUGCAGGCCAGGUUACAGAGGAUUGAAGAACAACUAGCCAGAUUCAAAAACCCUGAAGAAUUGGAGAUUGAGACACCAAGGUUAUCGGAUGAUGCUUUGAAAGGCCUGAUAGACCAGUGUGUGCGGUCUUUGUCUCGCUCAUCCUACGCUGACGAUGUGUCGGUCAAUGAGUCGACACCCAGGUCGGAAGUGUCGUCAGUGGUGAGUGUCCUGCAGAAUCCCACGCGCCUGACGGACGAGGUUCUGCAGAGGCUGCUGGCAGAGGCUCACUUCCCCCUCAGCUCCCGUCUGGAGGCUCUCCAGGAGGAAGACGAUGGGGUUGACACAGAGGAGGAGGAGAGGGAUGAAGGUGGCAGGGAAGCAGGAACGUGGACGAGACAAAUCCGUGCUGAGACAUGGAAAGCCAUUGCAGAGUCAGAUAUUUAUGAAAAUGGACAUGCAGAUGACAUGGAUUUAGAGUCAAUUUCACGAACUUCUUCAAGGAGCACACUCAGAUUGAGUUCUGUGUUGGAGAAACAAACUUCAGACAUGUCAAGGCUUUAUAAUUUUGCUGAACCUGAAGGAAAGCGGCUAAUUUUGCCAGAAAUUAACCAAAGUCCUUAUCUAGUGAGCCAGGGCCUGAACAAUCAAGUGUCCAAAAACGAAACACAUCAUCGUCGAAACAACGAUCGGCCACUCAGUAGGGACAGCAUUGACAUGGUGAGGAAUAACCUGAAUGGUGAUGAUUAUGUAACAGACAGAGACACUGAGGGAAUGAUUGUACCUCGACCACCUAGUGGUGACCGCCGGUCAAAUACUGACCUUUCCUCAAGCAAAUCUCGGACAGUGACACCGUUGUUGCAGUCUUGAUGGAGGAUUUGUGUUUGUGACAGAGGACUGAUCGUACCAACUUCGUUCAUUGUAUGUGUGUCUUGCAAUUGGGAAAAUUCCUGAAUUGUAAACUGGAUGCUCUUCAAGAUUGACUAGCUCUUCUUCAUGAUUGACUGGUUGCCCUUCAGAAUUGACUGGUUGCCCUUCAGGAUUGACUGGUUGCCCGUCAGGAUGUCUUCACACCAGAUGAUUGGUUGUCUUUUGGUGGAGACUCUUUGCUCCGCAGGACUGACUGGUUCCUGUUCAACAUGGACUUAUUGCUCAAUGUAAAAUGUGUGUGUGAUAUUCCUGUCUGUAUUGUUUAAAACAUGUAUUAGGUGGCCCUGAUAUAAUGAUCACCAUACGUCAAAAUAUCCCCAAACCACCAACAUGGCCCACCUGGGAUCAGCUAUGCUGUAGUACACUGGAACAGUACAUUGUGUGUUACAUGUAUGUAUCCCCUAGCCGGUCUUACCUGUACAGAAAUACAGAACAAGGCCCACUUGUACAAAGCAAUCAUAGCACUAAGAUGAUAGUAACUCCCAUACUUAACCUGGGCCUUUGACAGUCAGAGCGCUAAGAUCGCUUUGUGCAACUGGCCCAGAUCUUGUUUGUUGAUAACACAUACACAAGUAUUCAUGUUUUAAUACCCCUGUCAGUAUUCUACACAAUGUUCAUAUUAUACAUACUUGCAUUGUAUUGCACAUUGAAAGCAUUUAAUGUAUAAUUAUGACUUUCCGUCCAUUCAGUCAGUAUCAAUGUGACACAAAUGUAAAUACAAUUAUACUAUCAUUUUCAAUAUGUAAAUAACUCACUACCAUUUCAGCAAAUGGGCACAUGCACUGUGAAGCUAUGUAUGACAGUAUGUAAGAAGGAAAAUGUGUGAUGUGUGUGAAAUUGUAGUUCCCAAUGAACAAUACUCUCAUGUUUGAUUAUCCAGUGUAUUAUAUCGUGAUUCUGUUCUGAUAAAUACCUUGUAGCCAUUCAUCACCAUAGCUCUGUUUUGGAAGUAACAUCACCAUCUGCAUCUCUUUCAUCAGUAACCUUGCUUAAAAUAUCUUUGCUUAUAACUGAAUUUGAUUGGAUGCUAUUUUUAGCAUUAUGUUAUUUGUAUCGGCAUUGUAUUGUUUUGAAAGGUAUGGUAGCAUUUGGUUCUGGGAAUAUAUUAGCACAUGAUUUUCGCAAAUCUGAAAAAGUACACAACUUACCAGUUGUAUUUUCAACCAAAAGUCAAUUUUCUAAUUUUGUUUUCGCUUUACUGUGGUGUUUGCCCACUGCCUCGGAAGCCAAACCUGGAGUUGAGAAACAGAUGAUAAUAUGGAUUGUCCAAUAGAAUGGCUGUAUAAUACAGUGGCUACUCAACGAUACAGUACUACAUGUGAGAGUUAGGACUGCCAGAUGACCAAGCCAAGAACCUGUUUAAUAUACACUUGUCCUGUGUUCAAUGCCACACAUCAAGCCAAGGUCAGCAGUGUUUGUUGCUGAGGGUUGAUGGAUGGGGGACCUUUGGCUGCUUGGAGUUUCUGGGUUGUGCCCUGCAGGGAAACAGGGGUUCUCCUUCGGUUGGCAAGAAUUUGUUCACUCCGUGAAUGGUUGUUGGAAGGAUAUGAUCUUAGUGUGAACAUAAACAGGCAGCUUGGGUUGUGUACUCCUGUGUAGGAGCGGACAAUUUAACUGACUGGGGUUCUGAUGGGGUGCUCCGAGCAUACUACAAGAUUUGGCAUCCAAUGUUAAUGGUUGGGAUACAUGAUGCAUAGAGCUUAACAUAAGGUUUUAAUUGUGUUGAUUAGAGUUUACAUCAAAUGACAGUUAUCAAAAAUAAAUUAUCACUGCUUGUC